This is a messenger RNA of Notolabrus celidotus (New Zealand spotty), 4850 nucleotides long. RefSeq names its product ATP-binding cassette, sub-family A (ABC1), member 5 (gene abca5). Gene Ontology annotation, molecular function: lipid carrier activity; ATP hydrolysis activity; ATP binding. Lineage: Eukaryota; Metazoa; Chordata; Actinopteri; Labriformes; Labridae. The record is from RefSeq and is a predicted model, not a curated record. Gene Ontology annotation, cellular component: intracellular membrane-bounded organelle; membrane. The transcript has 33 exons. The coding region runs from base 411 to 4850 and encodes 1479 amino acids. Gene Ontology annotation, biological process: lipid transport; transmembrane transport.
UGCGGUGUGUAUUUGACAGGAGCAGGAGGAAGUGGGAACGUUUGGAUCAAAGGGAAAAAACCGUUUGGGAAGAAGGAGCUCGUUUAAAGGAUUUACCUGACUUUAAACUCAUCUGUAAUGUAAGGAUAUAAAACCACAAGCUGAGGAAAGAUAUGCCUUAAUGUAUUUCAUACUCUGAGCCAACACAAAGGGUCUUUGCAGAGGAGAGUGCAUGCAGUACAUCAGUGUUUCAGCACAUUCAUGAACACACAGAUCAGCCAUAAUAUUAUCACCACCUGCCCUGAUCUGAUGAGGCCUGACCUAAAGGUGUGCUGCAGGACCUUUCAUCAGAGACUUUAACAGGCUUAGAAUCCUGGAAGUUGCAAGCUGAGGCCAGCAUUACGGAGACAAAUCGUCCAAACGUCAUCCACAUGAGGCAUGCUGGAAGUAUGCAGCCCAUGUACAGAAGAGACGCCGGAGUCUGGCAUCAAACAAGAAGUCUUCUCUACAAGAAUCUGCUCAUCAAAUGGAGGACCAAGCAACAGAGUCUUCAGGAAUUGAUCCUGCCUCUUCUGCUGUUGGGUCUCCUGAUCCUCAUCAGCACCCUGAACCCUCACGUGUAUUACGGAGGCAUCAGCACGCUGGAGCUGGAGCGCGAGGACCAAUUCUUCAAGGGCCUGGGCUACACGCCAAUCACCAACGUCACCAACCACAUCAUGGAGGAGGUGGCCCAGGAGAUGCACAUGCAGGAUCGUCUGGAGAUGUUUGCGAGUGAGGAGGACCUGGAGAACGCCAGCCUGUACGAGCCGUCCAGCUAUGUCGGUGUUGUUUUCAUGGACAGCUCGGCCAUGUCUUACAGACUACGGUUCCCGUACAACCAGCUCCCUCUACCGAGCGAUUACACAGAAUCCAUCGCAAACUGUUUCACCAGCUCAGUGAACUGCAGAGCAGCUAAUUACUGGUACUCCGGCUUCAUCCGCCUCCAGUCUUACAUCGACGCAGCCAUCAUUCAGAUGCAGACGAAGCGCUCGGUCAGGAGCGAGAUGAACCUGAAGGUGGUGAUGAUGGGGCAGCCCGGCUCCGUGGAGGUGCAGAAGUUCCCUCACGCCCUCAUCUCCAUCUACCUGGUCCUGGCCUUCACGCCUUUUGUCACCUUCCUCAUCGUUAACGUCGCAGCGGAGAAGGAGCAUCGCCUCAAGGACACCAUGACCAUGAUGGGGCUUUACGACACGGCGUUCUGGUUGUCAUGGGGCCUCCUGUACGCCGCUCUGGUGACCACCAUGUCCAUCCUGAUGGCGAUCAUCGCCACGUACACCGCCCUGUUUCCUAACAGUGACUUCCUUGUGAUCUUCUUCCUCAUCUUCCUCUAUGGAAUAUCAUCGAUCUUUUUCUCCUUCAUGCUGACUCCGUUAUUUAAGAAGCCUAAGUUUGCCAGCACAGUGGGCUCCAUGCUGACGGUGGUGUUUGGCUGCCUGUCCCUCUUCACUGUGCUGAUGAAGGACUUUCCACAGCCACUGGUCUGGCUUCUCUGCCUGCUCUCCCCCAGCGCCUUCUCCAUAGGGAUCGCACAGGUGGUUUAUCUGGAGGCUCAGGGAGACGGUGCUGUGUUUUCCUCCCUGGCCAACGGUCCUCAUCCUCUUUAUGUGCCUCUGCUGAUGCUGAUUCUAGACUGCAUCCUCUAUCUUCUGUUGGCUGUGUACCUGGACCAGGUACUGCCUGGUGAGUUUGGGAUGAGGAGGUCCUUGGUGUACUUCCUGAAGCCGUCCUAUUGGUCCAAACGCAGGAAGCGCUACGUUGAAGUGAGCUCUGUGUACGAUGCUGAGGUGAAAGGUGCUCCGAGCGGGGAUGAGUGCAUCGAGCCGGUGUCGCCUGAGUUCAGAGGGAAAGAAGCCAUCCGCAUUAAUAACAUCCAUAAAGUCUACAAAGAGAAGGACAACGUGGUGGAGGCUCUGCGGGGCUUGACCUUUGACAUCUACGAGGGCCAGAUCACGGCUCUGCUGGGACACAGCGGGGCCGGGAAGUCCACCCUGAUGAACAUCCUGUGUGGCAUCUGCCCUCCCACCAACGGCUCGGCCACCAUCUACGGCUCCCCCGUGGCGGAGAUCGCGGACGCGUCGGAAAUGAAGCAGCUGGUGGGAAUCUGCCCUCAGUUCAACAUCAUCUUUGAUGUGCUGACGGUGGAGGAGCACCUGAGGAUAUUCGCGGCCAUCAAAGGGAUACCACCGGGGGACAUUGAUGCUGAGGUCACCAAAGUGCUGAAAGAUCUGGACCUGGAGAAGAUCAUGACCGCUCAGGCCAAAAACCUCAGCGGAGGCCAGAAGAGGAAACUCUCCGUGGGCAUCGCCAUCCUAGGGGAUCCAAAGAUCCUGCUCCUGGACGAGCCCACAGCAGGUAUGGACCCCUGCUCCAGACACCAGGUGUGGUCUUUGCUGAAGAGCCGCAGAGCCGGGAGAGUCACGGUGCUCAGCACUCACUAUAUGGACGAGGCGGACAUUCUUGCAGAUCGUAAAGCUGUGAUUUCUCAAGGACAGCUGAAAUGCGUCGGCUCCUCUCUGUAUCUCAAGAUCAAGUGCGGCGUUGGAUAUCACCUCAGGAUGUCGAUCAACGAGCGAUGUGAUGCGGAGAACAUGACGUCGCUGGUGAAGAAUCACGUUCCCAAGGCGAAGCUGUCUCGACAACACGAGGCAGAGUUGACUUUUACUCUGCCUUUUGAGAACAUGGACACAUUCUCAGGCUUGUUCUCUGUGCUCGACGGCCAACCUAAUCUUGGAAUAAUCAACUACGGCGUGUCCAUGACAACUCUGGAGGAUGUUUUCCUGCGUUUGGAGGCCGAGGCUGAAGUGGACCAAGCGGACUACAGUGUGUUCAAUCGGGAGCAGGUGGAGGUCGAGUACGACAACACCUCCCUGGACGACACGGACCAGCGGCUGCUGACCUUCUCAGACAGCAAGUCAGACGUAGUGACGGGUCACGCUCUGUGGAGGCAGCAGUUCAGCACCGUGGCCUGGCUGCACAUGCUCAACAUGCGGCGGGAGAGGAAGGCUUUCAUCUACACUCUGGCCUUGUUCCUGGUGUUUGUCGCCGCGGUGCUCGUUCUUUCUCUGGCCACAGGAAACAUCCAGAUUAACUCCCCAGACCGACAGUUUCUGCCUAUUUACCUCCUCAAAAAGAACCAAGCACCACAUCGAUACGCCACCAGCCUCCUGGUCCAGAACUCCUCAGGCUCUGAUAUCUCUGACUUCCUCCACACCCUGGAGUCUCAGAACAUCCAAGUGGAGCUGAUGAAACACAGGGACUACAUGGCUGCGGCUCCGCACAGCGCCGCCAUCAACGUGACCGGAUCCAGCAAGGGUUUCAGGUACGAAGUGGCCUUCAACAGCACCACGGUUCACUCCUUACCCAUGGCCGUCAACAUCCUGAGCAACACUCUCCUGAGAGGUCUGAAUGGUACCGGACAGAUCCGGACCUGGACCAAACCGUUUGACUAUCAAAUCCCAGACGCUACCUCCUACGCUUUGGUGUACAUCGAGGCCAUCAUACUGGGGAUGCUGGCGGCUGGGAUGCCUGCGUACUUUGCGAUGGACCACACUCGAGACAGAGAGAUCAAGUGUCGCUCUACGCUGCGUAUCUCCGGUCUGGUGCCGUCAGCCUACUGGUGCGGACAGGCGGCCGUGGACAUCCCCUUCUACUACCUCAUCCUCUCCAGCAUGACCAUGAUCCUCUUCUCCUUCCACACCGGGAACCUGCUGACCUCCAGUAACCUCACGUCUGUGGUCCUGUGCAUCGUCGGCUUCGGUCCCUCCAUGAUCCUCUUCACUUACGUGGUUUCGUUCGGUUUCGCCCGGGUGCAGAGUAACAGAGACUUCUUCUCCGUCAUCUCCAUGAUGUUGUGCGUCGUGUCGGCCUCGCUGGUCCAGCUGUCAUUUAUGAACGACAGUCCUGGAGUGACCAGAAACCUGCACAACAUCCUGUGUUUCUUAAACCCUCUCUACCCUCUCAUGGGCUGCCUCAACUGCAUCACCAAGGCGACCUUUCUCCCCUCGCUGUAUGAAGAGAACUCCCUGUGGAAGAACCUGCUCAUCGCCGUGCUCGCUCCCUACCUGCAGUGCAUCCUGCUGCUCUUCCUGCUGCGCUGGCUGGAGAUCCGCUACGGAGGGAGGACGAUGAAGAACGAUCAGUUCUGCAGGAUCUCCUCCAAGUCCAAGCCCAAAGUGGAGAGGAAUCCAGAGGAGGGGCUGAACGAGGACGAGGACGUUCAGAUGGAGAAGGCCCGAGUGAAGGAGGCCCUCAAUUGCCAGUCCUGUGAAGAGAAACCCGUGGUGGUCGUGAGUAACCUGAGGAAGCAGCACAAAGGCCGAAGAGAAGGCUUCUCCCUGAACAAGACGAGGAAAGUGGCCACAAAGAACAUCUCCUUCUGCGUCCGUAAAGGUGAAGUUCUUGGACUGCUGGGCCCCAACGGAGCAGGGAAGAGCACCGUCAUGCACAUGCUGUCAGGAGACACGGACCCCACUGCAGGCCAGGUCCUGAUGGGGGACUACAGCACUGAGUUUCGUCCCGUGGAGAAUCCUCUGGAACACGUGGGCUACUGUCCUCAGGUGAACCCUCUGUGGCCCAGGAUCACGCUGCAGGAGCACUUGGAGAUCUACGCCGCCAUCAAGGGCCUGAAAGGACAGGAUGUACCCGGUAUCAUCAAACGCGUGGUGAACGCUCUGGAGCUGAAGGACCAUCUCAACAAACAAGCCAAAACUCUGUCAGCAGGACUCAAGAGGAAGUUGUGCUUUGCUCUGAGCAUGAUCGGGAACCCUCAGAUCGUUUUACUGGACGAGCCGUCAUCAGGGAUGGACCCGAAGUCCAAACAACGCAUGUGGUGA